AUGGCAGCCGUUUUCCCGGAUGGUCGGCUGAGGCACGUUGAAAAAGACGUUCUCAUCGCAAAACUGGUAAAAGAGGAAGCAGGGAAGCGAUGCCAUGAGUAUAAUAAAGCAUUUGCUGACUGUGCGAAAGGUAGAACAAUAUCGAUGGUCUGGAAGUGUAGACAAUUAAGUCAAGACCUUCAAAACUGCAUUGCCGAGCAGGCCAAAGAUGAGCAGUUAUGGAAGGAGUGCACUGAAAUCUAUGUUAAACGUCGGGAUGAGUAUCAACGCCAGUAUAAAGAAAGGAAAAGUAACAGAGGGAAUCAGUCUGCAUCUAGUGGUACAGACAGUAGCUAUAGCCAGUAGUACUUUUCAUUUUUCAAUUAUCAGUGAAAAUUGUGUGCUAUGACCAAGCUAAGAAGUGAACAUUUGUAUAUUGCCAUGUAUGCAACUCAUCACAAUGUUUACUUGUUAUAGAAGUAACUUUGCUUAUUAUGGGUAUGUUGAUAUGUGAAUUGGUAACUAAACUCUAGGCGUCUGCACACUUUUGGGUUGAGUUCUAUCUAUCGAAGCUUGGGUAUGAGACUACAGAUGAUGUACAUGUAACGCAUGUGUCAC
Molecule: messenger RNA, 597 nt
Organism: Corticium candelabrum
Lineage: Eukaryota; Metazoa; Porifera; Homoscleromorpha; Homosclerophorida; Plakinidae
Exons: 3
Coding region: 1-345 (114 amino acids)
Cellular component (GO): mitochondrion
Source: RefSeq, a predicted model, not a curated record